AUGGCGGCCAUUGCAAGCAGCACGAGGGCGUCACUGCCGCCGCUCACCCACGCCACGCAACAACCGCCAACCGCUCAGCUCGGUCUAGAUUCAUCCAUUGCACCUCGCGCUUCGUUCGCGCGGCUGUUUCGCUCGAAAGGGUCUCAUGAGACGAGAUUAGGACCGUUGCGGCAAUUAAGGUCCACCAUAGUACCUCCCGUCUUCGCGGUCGCAGAAUCACGGAAUCCGGCACGAAGAUUCUCUUCUUCUCCCUCUACCUCUCCUCCCGAGACCGCCGAUUCGCUACAUUCCGAGAAUGCCACAUCCCUGCUCGCUAUUCCCACCCUCGCUACAGUCACAGCCUUAGGUGCUCUUGUCGCCCCUUCAGCCGUUAAUGCGGUUACCGGUGCUGACGUCAGCUCGGUAGCAGAAGCAGCAGCAGCAGCAGCAGCAGCAGGCGCCGCGGCGGGGACAGCUGGCGAUGGCGCAUUGGCGAGUCUGAGUCAGCUGUUUCUUCUUGGCGCGCUCUCAUUGGCUGACGAGCCCUCCAACGCGCUGUCGCUGCCCACGUGGAUCAUCCACGUGGCAAGCGUGGUGGAAUGUACGGCGCAGCGGAGAGCAGGCGGGCGUCAAGGGAACGUGGGUGAUGCGUCAGGCAUCGCCCUAUCUCCUGCUCCCCACCUGUCAGUCACCGCAACUCCUCUCCAUGUCCUCCCUCUCCUCCCUCCCAGGGUGGUCACCAUGGCCCAAUCCAAUCACCGCUCUGUUCUUAUCUUAUGCUCCUCACCCUCCCCCCCUCUUUCCUCCCAGGGUGGUGGCGAUGGCGCUGGUGUGGCAGUACGGAGCAGCGGAGAGCAGGAGGGCGUGGAGGGGGCUGGCAUGGGGCAUGGUGCCGCUGCUCAUGGGCGCCAUGUGCGCGUGCACGUGGCAUUUCUUCUAUAA
Messenger RNA from Closterium sp. Naga37s-1, 921 nucleotides. The record is from the annotation of a GenBank genome assembly. NCBI's taxonomy places the organism in Eukaryota, Viridiplantae, Streptophyta, Zygnematophyceae, Desmidiales, Closteriaceae.